Molecule: messenger RNA, 1293 nt
Organism: Aspergillus steynii IBT 23096
Lineage: Eukaryota; Fungi; Ascomycota; Eurotiomycetes; Eurotiales; Aspergillaceae
Exons: 8
Coding region: 1-1293 (430 amino acids)
Source: RefSeq, a predicted model, not a curated record
AUGAGGAGGUGGUCAAGGUUAUUUCUGAAAUCAAGAGAUAUAAGACCUUAUUCGCGUUGUCGUUGGCCGUGGACCUACAACCUCGGCCGGUUACACAUCGCAAAAGGCGCAGUGUUUAAUGACUAUGAAAAUCAACAUACCGAAUGCCUCCCAGGAACUCGAGUAAAGCUACUUCGCGAGAUUUACCGCUGGAUCGAGGCUCCUGAUGGAAAAUGUAUAUUCUGGUUAAAUGGCAUGGCCGGAACAGGAAAGUCAACUAUUACCCGUACUGUUGUAAGCCGCCUGAAGGGGCAGAGUCUCCUCAGGGCUAGCUUUUUUUUUAAAAGGGGCAAACAGGACCGAGGAAAUGCUAAAUUACUUUUUUCAACACUUACAAGACAAUUAGGAGGCACUCUCAUACUGCAGCCACUUAUUGCUGUUAACCCAGACGCAAAUUCAAUUAUACUAGUUGUGAUUGAUACACUGGAUGAAUACAACCAAGAUGUACAUCUCCGAUUCCUGCUCACAAGCAGGCCCGAUCUACCCAUCAGGCUAGGGUUCCAAGGUAUCAAAGGUGAUUAUCAAUAUCUGAUACUUCAUAAGAUUCCGAAUCCUGUGAUAAAACGCGAUAUCAGAUUAUACUUUAAGGAGAAAUUCCGACAAGCUAUCCUAUUAUUUAUUUCCGCCACUACGCUUUUUCGAUUUAUUAGUGAUGACUGCUGGAGUGCUACCGAGCGCCUCAGAGUUAUUAUGAGUGACAAAACCAGAUAUUUAGUACAGGGAUUUAAGAAUACAAUUGGCAUCCUUAUUCUCCUUGCUACUCCUUUAUCGGUAUAUUCUCUUGCUAAGCUGUUACAGCUGGACACAGAUCAGAUCCAGAUACAAUUCAAACUGUUCUACUCUGUCCUUGAUGUUCCUGCCAGGGCAGAGUAUCUAGUUAACAAGAGAGCGGUGCAUGCUAAACUGACUGUACAAUACCUUAAGCUCAUGCAGGAUAAUCUCUAUGGACUACGGAGGAAUAUCUGCAAUCUAAAACAUGAUACAGUACAGCGGAAUGAUAUAGAUAAACAGACUCUGAGAUAUUCCCUGCCGCCAGAAUUACGUUAUGCGUGUUAUCCAGCUAAUAAGCUAGUUCAAGCUCUUUUAUUCCUCCAGUCACACUUUCUUUAUUGGGUUGAAGUGAUAAGCCUUUUGGGCAUCAUAUCUGAACUUGUUGAGAUGAUCCAGAGACUGCGGUCAUCUAUACAGGUACAUAGGGGCAAUUUUAGUGCACUAUUGAAUACUAAUAAAUAUAGGCUGAUGAAACUCCUAUAA